This is a messenger RNA of Effrenium voratum, 2586 nucleotides long. Lineage: Eukaryota; Dinophyceae; Suessiales; Symbiodiniaceae. The record is from the annotation of a GenBank genome assembly.
UUGGAACGUCAAGUCGAUGCAGCGGCUUGGAAUCCAGAAACCCACGAAACGCCGAUCGAGCCAACUGAUCCAACGCUCAACAUGGGAUGGAGUCAAGGCCGAGCUCCCGGUGUCGAGGCCUCGACCUCUGGCGGGCGGCGAAGCACCAGGUGCUGAAGGGCUACGAAGUCCAACAGCUGCGGAAGUCUUUGGCGUUCAGUCUGCUCGCGGGCUACCACACCUAUGUCUUCUUCGCAGCUGGCUUGAGCAUCUUGAAGACACUAUGUGGGAAUCUGAUGCUGGCGUGGUUCAUUUCCUGGUUCCAGGAAGUUAUGGUCGCAGAAGCUGAUCUGUCCCAGGUGUCCUUGGGAUUUUAUUUGGCCGUCCUAACGCGGUGCUGGCUGCUGAUCCACUUGGCCGCGGAGCUCAUGCGCUGCUGCCUGUGGCUGGUGGAGGACUGCUGGCAAGUGCAGACCUUCCAGACCUACCGACAAGUCCUCACGGGCGAGGCCCUUCAGACCAUGAACCAAGCCUCAGAGGAGUUGACAACUGCACAGAUUCUGGCGAAGGCCGACUGGCGCCAUAGAAGCAGCUGGCAGUGGUACCUGGACCUGGCUGUACAGCUGGCCAUCUACGUAUCCUUGGACCUGUUUCCGCUGGCGGCGAGCGCUCCGCACUUCGCGCGGCUGGAGCUGGCCGGCGGCUGCACGGCGCUGCUGGCGAGCGCCUGCUCCGUGGCGGUGGGCCACUGCGCGCUGCUGUACCUGGCCUGGGUCGCCAGCGACGUGGCGGCGAAGCUUCGAGCCUGGCGCACGCCGCGAGAGGCGGAAGCGCUCCUCGAGGCACCAGAACCUGUGGAUGACGUGGAUGAGACGAAUGGGGAGGCAUCGGGUAGAGAUGACCCCUUGGCGCCAGCGCACCUCUGCGCCCUGCUGGGGGGGGCGUUGCAUUUGGGGUGGGUCACCGUGCUGAAGCUGGUGCUCUUCGUUGCCCUGGUGGCGGUGGCCCUGCAGCGGGACGUGGUGGCGGAGAACCCCUUCUGGCUGGUCGCUGCUUUGCUCUUGGGGGUGGCCUUUUGGCAUUCCAGCUUCCAGCAGCUGGCGAAGCGAGCCGGCGGCGGCGGCUGUGAGAGGUGCCACCUUCGCUUCGGCGCGGAGUCAGGCCGACCGGGCCUGGAGGUCUUUGUUGACAAGGUCCGCCUCUGGGGCGAGAAAAACGCUGGGAUGUCUGCGGGGGCCUUGUCGCAGCAGUACGAGCUCAGCGCCUUUGCUCUGCUUCUUCAAGCGGCCCUCUUCGGGAACUUCCGGUGGCUGGUGGGCGCAGUGGUCGUCCUGCUGCUGGUCCUCGCGCUGCUCCUACGCCGGGCGACGCUGACGAGCCUGGGCCGGUGGUGUGCCUUCUGGGGCAUCGUGGAGGGCCUUGGCUUUGUGGCCUUCGCGUCGCUGAUCAACGCCGCCUACUCGGCUUGGGCAGGGCUGGGGGUGUUGCUCAUGGCGGCUCUGCUGCAGUUCACCCUUGCCCGGCGGGAGCUGCGUGCCUGGCGUACUUGGCGGGCGGUGACUCUGGGCAUGCACUGCAGCCUGGUGGUCGUGGUCGCCCUCUGCAUGUGGUGCAUGCAGGGCAACUCCCACUGGUCCAAUCAGACCUCGCGGGCCACAUGGGGAGCCUUCCCGUUUUGCGGCCUCAGGUGGCCGAUCGGCGCUGGGCAGGAGCUGUCCCUCAUCGACUUCGCGGACCUGUGCGCGCUGACCAACCUGGGCUCCAGCUUCAAUGCCUCGCUGGCGUCCCAAUUCCCAGGGUGGACCUUGGUCUACGAGCGAAGGGCCGGAUCGACCCAGAAAGUUGGCCACGGCUUCAACGACUGGACCACCUUCUUCGAGCUGGCAGACCCCAGCAAUGAGACUACGGUCUUUGCGCUCCGCGGCACGCAGAGUCCACUGGACGUGCUGCAGGAUCUGAAUAUCUUCACACCUGUGGCCGUCACGCAGAUUGCUGCCUAUUUGGGUCCUGACCUCACCUCGUCCGUCACCAAGACGGUCUUCGGGCUCUUUGCGGGCCUGCCCACCAUCGACAAGGAUUUCUUCCAGGUCUUGUUGGAGCACGUGCGCGCCAAGGUGGCCGCGGCUCCCAAGCGCCGGUUCUACCUCACGGGGCACUCCCUGGGCGGGGGCCUGGCGAAGCUCGUCGCCCUGGAAGUGGGCCAGGUCUCCGUCACCUUUGCGUCGCCUGGGCUGCGCUACACGUCGCAGAUGCUGCUUUCCGAGCAGUCGGCGAUCAGCCAGCAAGACGUGCUCGCUGCAGGCGACCGCUUGUCCACCGUGGUGGUGCCUGAGCAUGACUUGGUCUCACGGGUGGAUCAGCAGCUGGGCGCACAGCUGGGUGUCCCUUGCGACAAGAACCCGUUCGCCUGUCAUAGCCUGCAGCACAUCCUCUAUGAGCUUCACCAGGGCUGCUGAGAGCCCCUGGCGCCUGAGGCGCGCCUGAGGCGCGCGCCUUGCCGGGAGGCCAAUUCAAUGCACGGAGCGGCGUUGCACGCGGUGCAACCCGCAAAUUUGGCAGGGGUGCUCAAAGAGAAACCGCAAGGAUGGAGAGGUGGGUUUUCUUGCU